AUGUUGGCGAAGGCAGCUAGCUUGCUGACAGCGGCAAGCGUUGUUGCUAUGUCUUCCGCAAGCCCUGUUACCCACACCAUCUCGAAAGAUGUGGUAGUCGUUGGCGGCGGUGCUGCUGGCGCCUAUGCUGCUGUUAGGCUCCGUGAGGAUUAUGGGAAGAGCAUUGCGUUGGUUGAGAGAGAGGCACGUUUGGGUGGUGCGGUUGAUACCUGGACUGAUCCAAAGACCGGCAUGCCUUACGAAUUGGGUGUUGAGGCCUUCCUGGAUUAUGGCAAUGCUACCACUGGAAAAUUCGUGAACUACACGUCCCCCACAGCAGCUGAACAACUUGCUGCAUUCCAAAGGUAUGUGGAACUGUGUGAGAAAUACGAGGGCAUGAUGUUGCCUGGACUGUGGAAUUUCCCCACCGCCGACAAUAUACCCAAAGAUUUGCUUCUAAACUUUGGUGAUUUCGCGAGAAAAUACGAGAUUGAGGCUGCUGUGCCUACAAUCUGGGACAUAUCGGCUUCGUUCCCAGCACCGCUUGCGCGAGUCUACACUGGCAAGGCCCGAACUCUAUAUGUGGCGUCCCAUAGGAACCAGGACAUAUACGAUAGAGUGUCGGACACUCUGAGUGAUGAUGUUCUCUAUUCAAGCACUGUUGUCAAUGCAACAAGAACACCUAACGGUGUUAGCAUUAUUGCCAAAGGAGCGGACGGGCAUCAAACUGAGAUUCGCGCAAAGCGUUUGCUUAUCGCUAUCCCACUAACUGUACCCAACCUCACGCCGUUCAAGCUCGACAAAAAGGAACUCAGUGUCUUGUCUAAGACGGCAUACACACAAGCUUAUGCUGGCGGUGUUGUUUCUUCGAACCUGCCAUUGAACAUAACAAUCAUUAACUCCGCUUCCAGAAACUGGCUGGGUCUCCCGGAUCUGUCGCUCCUGCAAUGGUAUAAAAACUUAGAUUCUCCUGACCGCUAUCACAAGGUCAUGAUGUUUGGAAAUCAGGCCCUGGAUAGCGAUGGCUCAAAAGCGCUGGUCGAGCAGAGUUACCGUCAGUUGGUCGGUGCAGGCAGUCUGCCGGAAGCAAGUGGCAGGGGCCUUGAAUGGCUCCACUUUCAAUGCCAUGGAUCUGUUAACAUCCGGGCCUCCAUGGAGGACUUGAAAGCUGGCUUUAUUCAGGAACUGUAUUCUCUACAGGGUCAUCUAUCCACUUGGUAUACGGGUGCGGCUUGGUCCGCGCAAUUACAUACUCCCACAUGGGCUUUUUCGGACUCUGUUAUCCCACGACUGGUAGAGGGCCUAUGA
Molecule: messenger RNA, 1287 nt
Organism: Penicillium canescens
Lineage: Eukaryota; Fungi; Ascomycota; Eurotiomycetes; Eurotiales; Aspergillaceae
Exons: 4
Coding region: 1-1287 (428 amino acids)
Source: RefSeq, a predicted model, not a curated record